This is a messenger RNA of Toxotes jaculatrix (banded archerfish), 2849 nucleotides long. It is a transcript of the gene fbxo43, whose product is annotated as F-box protein 43. Gene Ontology annotation, biological process: negative regulation of meiotic nuclear division; regulation of mitotic nuclear division. The transcript is spliced from 6 exons. Bases 196 to 2307 code for a protein of 703 amino acids. The record is from RefSeq and is a predicted model, not a curated record. Gene Ontology annotation, cellular component: nucleus. NCBI's taxonomy places the organism in Eukaryota, Metazoa, Chordata, Actinopteri, Toxotidae. Gene Ontology annotation, molecular function: protein binding.
AGCUAGUAGGCGAACAUGUAGCAAACAGAAAUAACGACAAGGGGUGCAAGCUGAGGCCUACAACUACAACUGCGCCGGAGGAAAAUAUUGUCUUUGCAUUGGCCCAGUUUUAUUAAGAAGUAAGCGCAGAGAUAGUCAUCUCACCUCUUGGUGAAUUCUGUGUUGGGGGUGAAGCUUGCACACAGGAGGAGGAAAAUGCAGUGCACCCCUGAAUCAAAUGUCUACCUAGAGAGCUGUAAAAGCCAGCACUGUUAUGAUGACUGCUGUGACAGUGGGUACUCCGGUUUAUUCCACAGUCCACGCAGCAUCAGUGGAGUGGACUCCUGCAGGUCUUUGUCUCCUGUAGAAUUCAAUGAAACACCCAAAGAGAACCUCAGGCUUUCUGUCACACCUAAAGUGAAGACCAGGGAAUCAAUUGGGCUUUUGGACAAAGACUCCAGCAGGGUGCAGUGGCCCUCAGCAGUUAACUGGUGUGAAACUCCUAAAAUACAUAAAAGACAUUCAUUGAGACACAGACUUCUAAUGUGCAACCCCUCCACAGAUGUCAAAACUGACAGCACAACAUCACCAUGCACCAGAAGGACUGAAUCCUCUGUCAGUACCAGGUCUGAACACUGGCUCAGUGUAUCGUUUGACUCUCUGGAGACUGUCACAGGGGCUUUGGCAUCAAGCACUUUAAAACUGGACCAGGACCUGCCGUUAUCUGGUAGGAAACGCCGUCUCCUUUUCUCACAGGUGAGGACGUCCACUCUUGAAGAUGGCAAACUCCACUCUGGUCACCCUCCUAACUUUGAGAGAAGAGUUUCAUUCUCUGGUGUAGAUUUCAGCCGGAGCAUUUCUGCCUCUGAUGAAAUUAGUAUUGAGACUCCACACAUCGGAAAAUUCCUGCCUGCCUCAUCUAAGGAAAACUCUCAGUCACCAGUCAGUAGUGGGACAAAUGGCCUAAAUGACACCUUAAGUGGCUUGUGCACACCAUCAUCCACACCUACACCCAAAUACAUCAGGUUUGUGUGUGAAGAUAGUGGUUUCAGUUCCCUGGCCCUCGAUAAAUCCCAAGACUCCUCAGUGGACCAUGAUGGCUCAUUCCAGGAGCUGCUGCUCUCUGCCUCCAGGAGAAACUGUGAAACCCCAAGUCUGGCAGAGGCAAAGCGCCGCUCCCGUUUGCAGCGUCAGUACAGGCUUUCCACACUUAAAGAAGGGGGCUCGCAGUCUGAGGAAGACCCAGCUGACAGAAAGCAUGAACAUCCUCAUCAGUGCCACAGCUAUUCUAAAGAUGAUGUUUUUGCUGAUGGUACCACCCCUCCCAGUGUCCUUCCUGUUAGAUGUGGUAAUAGCAUGACCUCUGAUGGUUUGGCCAAUGCAAAACAAGACUAUGCCACCCCACUAAGAGCCGCCACCAUAGCCAAGCCAGAAAACAUGACACCUUUUGGCACAGCUCAUGCUAAUCCAGAUUUAACUCCUCAUAGGACAACCCCAGUCAAUCUUUCUCUGACUCCAGCUUUGCAGCUGGUUCAUGCUAUGUGCCAGCAGAAAGCCCAGAUGUUUGUUGGCCAAAGUCCAAGCCUGAAGGAGCAGCUGAAGUCCACAGCAGCACUGGCUGAGACCCCACUGACGUUCCGCACCGCUAUGCCAUUGGCGGGACUGAUCGGCAGGAAGAUGGGCCUGGGGAAGGUGGAUAUACUCACAGAGCUGAAGAAGAGGAACCUCAGACACAUCCUGGCUGUCAUACUCAGCCAACUGACCUCUGAGAGUGUAUACAGGUGUGGUCAGGUGUGCAAAAGCUGGAAUGAAAUUAUCCAGCAGGACAAGCAAGCUAACAUUAGGAGAAGGAGCCACCUGAGUGAAGUGAAGGCUACUCUUGAGCUCAGUGGUGCUGUCCAUGUCCCCGAAGCAGAGACCAGACUGACUCUGCUCAAGAGGUCGGCCCUCAAGACAGUUCAGGCCCAGUCCAGGACCUCCAGCUACUGCACCCCGCAGUCAGGAAAUAGCACUUUAAUCGAAUUACAGCACAGCGUCUUGCAUUCAGGCAGCAGCAGCAAACGGGAGAAAUUUCUAGAAGUUGCCAAAACCCUCUUCAAUGAUGAGUCCCUCAAGCCUUGCCCCCGAUGUCAGCAUCCUGCACGGUGUCACUCUGUGAAAGGGGAAGGUGUGUGCAGCAGAGCUGACUGUGCUUUCCAGUUUUGCACCGCCUGCUUGUGUGCUUUUCAUGGCUCUAGAGAGUGUGGCAGCCAGUCUGUAGGCCGUCGCAAAAGUGACAUACUUCUUCCAGGAAGUGCUCAGAGCAGGCGAAAUGUUAGGAGACUAUGAGAGCAAAGUGAACUGUAUUCCUUCUUGCUGUGCUAAAGUCAGUUCAGCAUGUUUUUUCUGCCUGACAGUGAGAACAAGGCUUGGCAAUGAGGAAACUCAUUUGUUGUUAGUACAUGAGAACAACUUCUGUACUCAUCAUUCUGUCUUUGUGCCUGUCUAUGUACUGUAUUUUCUCUCUUUUUUUCAAUGCAAUUCUUUCUACUGUGUUUUUAAUUAUGAAUUUGAAGCGAGGCUUACCGGCACUUCAGUGAUUGAGUUUUGCUGUUGAUGUUCUUCUCGGUACACACUGAUCAAGUGUACAGAAUGUUUUUUGGAAUUCCUCUGAGGUUCCCAGCUUUUACUGAUGUGUUUUCAGAUCCGUUUUAAAAUAAAUUUGUUGGUUUUUAUAUUUUUAUGUCUGUGUCCCUGUCUCAUUUGUGAGGGUCUCCACUGUGAGCAGUUCAAAUCAAUUUUUCAGUGUUUGGCGCCAUCUAGUGGUAUGAUCAUACCAUGUCCAAACUGCAACAACAGUAAUUCCUUCAUGACUUAUUUUUUUUAUUACA